GUAAAGUAAAUAAAAGAGGGGAGCGUGUAGAAUUUCGUGAUUCUUCGAAAGAUUAAUUCCACUUCCGUCUAAAAUGGACCAUCCACGGCCGUGUGGUUGCAAAGGCCGCCGUACUUGCCUCAACUGCGAGAAGGACUUCCAGAUAGAUCGGGUGGACUUUUUAAGCGUAUUCAAGAACUCCAAAGCCUAUUCGUUUUGUCCCCGGUGCAGUAAAAUCUUCCCGGGAUGGGACACGGAUAAAGUGAUGUCCGAACACGACCAGAACCACGGAGGUGAUCCGGGGAAGUACUAUCCGGGAGUUUACAUCGAUCUGAACUUUCUGACCGAAGUCGAAGAAGCGGAACUGAUGAAGGGCAUCGAUGAGAUGCCAUGGGAUAUGUCCCAAAGUGGCAGACGGAAGCAAAACUUUGGCCCGAAGACAAAUUUCAAAAAGACCAAACUUAGAGUUGGGGCCUUUGAAGGGUUCCCGAAGUUUUCGGAAUUUGUCCAGCGUAAAUUCGAUCAAGUACCGUUGAUGGCGGAAUUCCAAUCUAUAGAACAGUGCUCCUUGGAGUACACUCCGGAAAGGGGGGCCUCUAUUGAUCCCCACAUCGAUGACUGCUGGAUUUGGGGCGAAAGGAUUGUGACGGUGAAUUUCCUCAGCGAUUCGGUGCUUACCAUGUCCAGGUAUCGCAUGGAGGAUGGUAAGAAUCGAUACAAUUUGGAUUUUGUCGACCGGUAUAAGGAUAAAUUGAUCGGUGACCUGGUCGAUGAGGAAACAAUGGACACAUUUGACGAUGUGAUAGUCAGAAUUCCGAUGCCAAGGCGAUCUCUUCUUGUCAUGUACGGGCCACCGAGGUAUCAGUGGGAGCAUUCGGUCCUACGGGAGGAUAUCAGCGAGCGACGUGUGUGCUUGGCCUAUCGUGAAUUUACACCGAUGUAUUUGCAGGGUGGCAACGAAUACGACAAAAGUGAGGAAAUUUAUCGACGGGCGAAAAACUUUUGGAAUCAUUUAGAGGUUUCCAACAAUAGUUGA
Molecule: messenger RNA, 1015 nt
Organism: Ochlerotatus camptorhynchus
Lineage: Eukaryota; Metazoa; Arthropoda; Insecta; Diptera; Culicidae
Product: alpha-ketoglutarate-dependent dioxygenase alkB homolog 4
Exons: 3
Coding region: 74-1015 (313 amino acids)
Biological process (GO): demethylation
Molecular function (GO): demethylase activity; oxidoreductase activity
Source: RefSeq, a predicted model, not a curated record